Molecule: messenger RNA, 822 nt
Organism: Corylus avellana
Lineage: Eukaryota; Viridiplantae; Streptophyta; Magnoliopsida; Fagales; Betulaceae
Source: RefSeq, a predicted model, not a curated record
AUUUUUCUAUUAAUUCUCAUCAUAAAUCUCUGAGACAAGAAGUAAUCCUCACUCUUUCCCUCCUUCUCUCCGUCGCCGACCCCAACACUUCCGGCGACACUUUGAUGCUUGCUAUGUUUAUCAUCAGCUCCUCCAAUUUCACAUUCCAUUCUGAAAUAAUUGAAUAGAAAGUUAUAAGGAAGAAGAAAGAUGAGCACCGUCGAUAAGAUGUUGAUCAAAGGCAUCCGGAGCUUCGACCCGGAGAACAAGAACGUCAUCACCUUCUUCAAGCCAUUAACCCUAAUCGUCGGCCCCAAUGGAGCUGGCAAAACCACCAUCAUAGAGUGCUUGAAGCUCUCGUGCACAGGAGAGCUGCCUCCCAAUGCGAGGUCUGGCCACAGUUUCAUUCACGACCCCAAGGUUGCAGGGGAAACAGAGACAAAAGGGCAAAUUAAGCUUCGAUUCAAGACAGCGGUGGGUAAGGAUGUGGUGUGCAUUAGGUCGUUUCAGCUGACGCAGAAGGCGUCGAAGAUGGAGUAUAAGGCAAUUGAGAGCGUGCUUCAAACAAUAAACCCUCACACUGGUGAGAAAGUUUGCCUUAGCUAUAGAUGUGCUGACAUGGAUCGAGAGAUCCCUGCUUUAAUGGGUGUUUCAAAGGCUAUUCUGGAAAACGUGGUAUUUGUACACCAAGAUGAAGCUAAUUGGCCAUUGCAAGAUCCUUCCACAUUAAAAAAGAAAUUUGACGAUAUCUUCUCUGCAACCCGGUAUUGUUUAUCUUCUUUGAGUCUUUAGAAAGAAAAUAAGGUAACUUAUAUAGUUGUACGUCAUUUGUAUUAUUUUGUA